UCACAAGGUUUACGCCCUGCUCCAACCUACUGGCUUUAGUCUAUUACUCCUGUGGGUGUGUAUAAUUAAUGCCCACUGUGUCAUCCUUCUGUAUCAUGUUAUAAGUAGAGCCUCAGUGCGUCUGUGCAGCACAUAACUGUGAUCAAACUACUUAUGGCACUUCUGAGGUACUGAAUGUACUGGAGUAAAGUCUCCGAGUGUUCACACUGUUCUGCAGCAGGACCUUCAGUGGAUAUCUUACACCUUCAGAGGAUCUGUAAAAGUUGGUUCAUGUGUUUCCACCUGGAUUUGUAUAAACAGAUGGGAAAGUGUUGAAGAUGAGCCUAGUGUCCAGUUUGUCCAUCAGCCACGCAGGAAGUGAAUAAUCCCAGGCUUUAAGACUAAAGAACACGUUCAAGGAAGUUCUCUCUCAAAUACGGAUAUAAACAGGAUUUAAAGGUCACUUGUCACGUGAAGUUCAUGAGUUUUCUUUCGUUCUUCUCCUAAAGGUAAAAGAUGACAUCCCAACCUUCAGUAGGAUCUUAUCAGAAUGUCCUGCUGCCUAUCUUCCUGCUCUUUUGCUUUGGAGGAGCAUUCUUCACUUACUACAAGCCGUCUGUAAGCUCGAUCAUCUGCUCCAAUGUUCCAGUCUCCACACAUGAAGUCUGCACAGAUGAAUGCCUCAAGAUAUUGACAGCAAACUUUACCCAGAACAUUACAGCUCUUAACCACACCGUGGAAAAGCAACUACAACCGGUCACCAAAGCAGCUGUCACAGAAGAAAACAUCAUCCUUUUAAUCUGGAAUUGGCCUUUUGGGUUUAAGUUUGAUGGAAAAGCCUGUAGUCCACAGUUUGGUAUUGAAGGUUGUCAGAUUACCGACGACAGAAGCCUAUAUGACAAAGCCCAUGGAGUUAUGUUUCAUCACAGAGAUAUUGGUGGUGAUUUCACAGGUCUGCUGAACAGACCACGACCUCCAUACCAGAAGUGGGUGUGGAUGAACAUGGAGUCUCCUGAUAAUUCAGGUAGACGUGCUGAGUGUGAUAAUGCAUUUAAUCUUACAUCAAACUAUCGGAGAGAUUCAGAUGUCUGGGUACCUUAUGGGAGAAUCGUACCACAAUCAGAGAAGGACAAAACUUUCCAAAUACCAACAAAGGAUAAAACAGUCUGCUGGAUCGUCAGUAACUGGAAUCCCAACUUUAAAAGAGUGAAAUAUUUUACUGAACUCAGCAAACACAUCAAAGUAGAGGCUUACGGUAGACACUUCAACAGGUACGUCGGAGAUGAGGACUAUAAUAAGAUUUUAUCGAGCUGUAAGUUCUACUUGUCCUUCGAGAACUCCAUCCACAAAGACUACUUCACAGAGAAGCUGUUUAAUCCCAUGAAAAUCGGCACAGUUCCUGUGGUCAUCGGUCCACCCAGGGAGAACUACGAGGAAGUCAUUCCCUCAGAUUCAUUUAUUCAUGUGGACGACUUCAAAUCUCCUCAGGAACUGGCAGAACAUCUCAAAUAUCUGGACCAGAACCAGGAGGCUUAUGAACGCUACUUCACCUGGAGACAACACUUCACUGCUUUAGGUGCACCUUUCGGACUAGAACACGCAUGUCGAAGUUGUGAGCAUAUAAAGAACAAUAAGGCGUACAGAGUGUUUAAAAAUCUCAAUAAGUGGUACUGGGGUUAGCUAACAUGACACGAGAUGAACUGACGAGCACUUUUUUAACUUUUACAGUGAAUUGACCAUAAAUUAUUAUAUUCAUUUCUAUCCAGGGUUUAAGGUUGCACAUCUCCUGAUUUUUGCAUGCACAUGAAAUCGUAAUAUCUAAACUAAUAAUAAUGACACUGAAUAAUUAUUAGUUAAACACUGUUAACUAACAGCUACACACUCACAUUCUGUACUAUUCAUUUCCCCCUUUGCUUUAAAUGCUAUGUUGAUUUAUCUAAUUAUUAUUAUUAUUAUUAUUAUUAUUAUUAUUAUUAUUAUUAUUAUUAUUAUUAUUAAUCCUAACUAUCUCUGCCCUGCUGGUUCAGUUUUGUAGAGAAGUUCACAUGAAGUUUAUCUUUGUUCUGUCCUAAAGCACUCAGGAGCUGAGAAGGAUCCGUACCUGUACUUUCUGGUUCAUGUUUACAUGUUGACAUUAUUCUAAGUGCCUUAAUAAACGUCUGUGCUCAAGGUGUCAA
Molecule: messenger RNA, 2156 nt
Organism: Tachysurus fulvidraco (yellow catfish)
Lineage: Eukaryota; Metazoa; Chordata; Actinopteri; Siluriformes; Bagridae
Product: 4-galactosyl-N-acetylglucosaminide 3-alpha-L-fucosyltransferase 9-like
Exons: 5
Coding region: 496-1659 (387 amino acids)
Cellular component (GO): membrane
Molecular function (GO): alpha-(1->3)-fucosyltransferase activity
Source: RefSeq, a predicted model, not a curated record